Messenger RNA from Adineta ricciae, 1257 nucleotides. The record is from the annotation of a GenBank genome assembly. NCBI's taxonomy places the organism in Eukaryota, Metazoa, Rotifera, Eurotatoria, Adinetida, Adinetidae.
AUGAAUUUAGUAUUGUCACGUACGUCUUCAGUUCUUUCGAAAAAUACGUCGAAAAAACGUACAGCUCUGAUUGUGGGUGCUGGUGUAGCUGGACCUGUAUUAGCUUACUUUCUUCAUCGUUAUGGUGUACAACCAGUAGUAGUCGAACGUGCGUCACAUCUACGCAAAGGUGGUCAAGUUCUCGAUCUACGUGAAACUGCUGCUCGAGAAGUUGUUCAACGCAUGGGUAUUGCUAAUGCAAUUCGUGAAAAUCUCAGUGGUGAGAAAGGAGUACAUCUAGUCGAUCGUAACGGACGAAUUCAAGCCACUUUCCGUUCAGAUGAUUUUGGAGGUAAAGGUUUCAUCUCUGAUAUUGAAAUUCUUCGUGAUCGAUUAGUAAAUAUACUUUAUGAUCACACUCAUCGUAAUGUUGAAUAUGUCUUUGACGAUCAUCCAUUAUCAAUCAACGAUCAAGAAAAUCACGUACAAGUGACAUUUGCAAGCGGAAAAAGUCGCGAUUUUGACUUGGUAAUUGGUGCGGAUGGAAUACAGUCAAAAACACGACGCUUGGUGUUUAGUAAUAAAACACAAAAGCAUUAUCUCGGUUUGAAUAUCGCAUAUUUUACCAUUCCUCGGAGUCCGUCCGAUAAUGAAUGGGGACGUUGGUACAAUGCACCGAGAGGACGAACAAUUAUUCUUCGUCCUGAUAAUCAGGGUACAACACGUGUAUUACUAUUAUUUCGUAGUUCAGAUCAUGGAUAUGAAAAUCUCAAUAUAGACGAGAAAAAAGCAGCAUUACAAAAGCACUACCAUGAUGCCGGUUUUGAAAUAUCUCGAAUACUUCGUGAACUCGAGAAUACAUCUGAAUUCUAUUUUGAAACUGCUGUACAAAUUAAUAUGGAUCGGUGGUCACAAGGUCGAGUAGCUCUUGUAGGUGAUGCAGCAUAUGGUACAACUGCCAAUGGUUUCGGAACAAGUAAAGCUUUUAUUGGUGCAUAUCUCUUGGCCGGUGAAAUUGGACGCUCUCAAAACCAUACAGAAGCAUUUAAACAAUACGAAGAUUUGAUGCGACCAUUUGUGAAUAAAACUCAAAACAUGUUUCCAUUGGCUUUACGUAUCACUGCACCAGAAACGAAAACGGGAAUAUUCGUGAGAAACGCUUUACUAACGGCUGUUUCGAAACUUCUUAAUACACGACUUGGCGCCAAAAUGUCACAAUCAAAGCCUACUGAAAGUGGAAAUGUUCUUCCUGAUUAUGAUUCAUUAUUGCUUCGAUAA